Molecule: messenger RNA, 1852 nt
Organism: Poeciliopsis prolifica (blackstripe livebearer)
Lineage: Eukaryota; Metazoa; Chordata; Actinopteri; Cyprinodontiformes; Poeciliidae
Product: mucin-21-like
Exons: 7
Coding region: 268-1098 (276 amino acids)
Source: RefSeq, a predicted model, not a curated record
ACCAAACCAACGACUACUCCAACAACACCAACUACUCUUGUGACGACUACAACUACAACAACUCCAGCUCCUCCUCCAGUGUUUGUUGUCGCAGCAACUGUGGUUGAACCAUUUGUUGAAGAGUUUAAUGACAGAUUUAGCGUGCAAUUCAAAGCUCUUGAAGUAAAAGUGGUAGCAGUGUAUGAUAUCAUCUACAGAGCAAGAUAUGGAAUUUUCUUCAUCCGGAGUUUUGUCAUUGCCUUCAGACCUGCCGUCACCAGGUUACGAAUGAAUGGUACUCAAGCAGAGGUGGGCGUAGAGUUCAAUAAAGCCACACCAGCUGAGACAAUCCCAAAGGCUGAAGAGGUUCAACAAACACUAAAGGAGGCCGUGAAUAACCCCAACAUCACUUUGAAUGUCACAUUCGACGCGGCUUCCAUUCAAAUCAUACGAGUACCUGCAACUGCAGCCCCGGUAGUUUUGCAAAACACAACAAUUACAACAAAUGAAACUGCUGCAAACAUCACUACCGGUGCAGCAACAACAAAUCCUGGAACAUCAGCUGCCAGCAAUGCAACAAAUGAAACUGCUGCAAACAUCACUACCGGAGCAGCAACAACAAAUCCUGGAACAUCAGCUGCCAGCAAUGCAACAACUGUAGCACUUACUACAGUUACAACCACUACAACAACAACCACAACUGUGGUGCAAACACUAAGGCAGCUGACCUUUAGGUCUCCCGGAGAGACCUUUACAACUGAUUUGCUCGACUCAACCUCAACAGCAUUUAAAAACCGAGCUGCACUUUUAAAGUCCACUCUUGAACCAUUCUACAGGCGAUCAUUUUCUUCAUUCAGUGAUCUAACAGUGAAGUCUUUCAGAAACGGCUCUAUCAUCAAUGAAAUGGAGCUUCGAUUUGCAUCUGCAUCUGCUCCUACUGGCUCCGAAAUUGCACAAGUUUUGGUGAACGCAGCUUCAAACAUCACUGUCUUCACCAUUGAUGCUACUAGCAUUUCUGUCGACGGAACACAAGUGUCAAGUGGAGCAAGCCACAAGAUCAGCCUCAUCAUGGCUUUCUGCGUGGUCCUGUUGUCAUGGAUGUUGUCAAGUCAACACUAACAUCUCUGCUAAUUUCUAGUGGAUGAUCUGCUUAAAAAAUAGAAACAACCCAAGACAUCACGAGAGGGCAUUUUGUUUAAGAGAUACAAUUAGUCAACAUUUUCCAAGCAUGUUUCAGCAAAUCAUCAGUCAAAACCUUUAAUACUGCUAAAACCACAUUUAUUAUUUGUUCUACUUGUGAGGAUGUUAUUAGGAUCUUGUUACUUUGGCAGCAAAAUCCUGGAUCUAGUCUAUGAAGAAAAAAACUUAAUGUAUUUCCUGCUUCUAUUGAAAGAGUCAUUUAUGUUGUCUAAAGAAGUGAUGUAAGAUUUAAAGCUUUUUCUCUCAAAGUAACUACUUUAUUCUUACACAAAGUUUAAUUAUUGUGUUCAUUAUUUAUAUAUGUAUAUUUGAAAUACUAUUUAAGGAAUUGCCUGAACGGCUGAUUAGUAGGUGAUAAUUUAUGCAAGAAUUCUCCAUAAAUGAAUGCUGUGGGAUGAAAGAAAAGAAGAACAUCUGAAACUUUUGUGAUUAUUUAGUUUUUCUUUUCAAUAUAAACUUGUAAAUGAGAUCGGUUGUUUCUGUAUGCAGUAUUCCCUUAAGUGUUAUGCAAUCAUAUUUACAUGUAACUAAUGAAGAAAUUUAAGAACAGGCACUAUCAACAUUAAAUUACACUCAUAUGAGAUUAUUGCAAUAUUUAUCUUUUGGGUGAAAGAUGUGUUGAAGGGUAUAAAAUCAAUGUAGCUGUUUCCAAUAAAGAAAUUGAUAUGUAAAA